AUGCAUUUCUAUAAGUUAUUGAUUCCAAUUACAUUCAUCACAAUAUUAGCUUUCAGUGGUUCAAUACAAGCUCUACCUGUUCCACAGGAUGUAUCCGAAAGUAUUAUGGCUGAAGAGGUUCCUAUUGUUAGCAAUUCAAGUAUCAUUGAUUCAAAUCACACAAUAGAGGAAACAACUGCGUUUAAUAGUUCAGCAUUGAAUGAUGAUGAGAAACCAAAACCAAAAGAAGGACUGCAAAGGCAAGAUUUAAAUCUCAUAAUAAUUUUUUCUUCGGUUUUUGGGCCCAUAAUUUAUCUUUGUUUUAUUGGAGGGACACUUUCCCUUUAUGCACGAAACCAAUAUUUGAAUUUCUUUGAAAUGAUUGAGUACAUCGGAAGAGAUGUUGAAAAAAAGAAACAAUCAUGGUUUUGGUUUUUGGUGAGAGUUCUUUUCAGUUGGAAAACUUUAGGUGUUUCGAUUAUUAUUGCUGGUUUGGGGCUUGGUGCGUGGUAUGGAGGAAAAGCAUUAUGGAUAUCAUUUAAAUAUUUGAUAAAUGGGCCAAUCAAGGCAUUCUUCAAGCUGAAAUUUGUUAAAGGGUUCUUCUCAAUAAUUGCAACUCCAUUUAAAAACAAAGAAUAUCCUUCCCUUGAUGAUGAGUCAAAUAAUUCUAAAGAAAUAUCUACAGGUAAUAUUUCCAAUAAAGCUCAAGGUAAAAUUGUCAAAAGAUCACAAGUCGAUCAAUAUAAUUUCAAUGGAAUAUCUCUAAGAACAUCAGCAAAUGAUAUUUUCUCUCCAGAGUUUCAAUGCUGUACAGAAUUGACAGGAGAUGAUUUAUAUGCGGCAUGUCCUGAACAUUCAACAAACCUACAGUCAUGCUCUAUUUGUCUUGAGCAAUUACGUCCAGAGGACAUUUUGUUGUUAUUGCCUUGUAACCAUGCUCAUCAUCGUGAUUGUUUAUAUGAUUUUAAAAGAUCAACUGUACAAGAAACACACCCAAAUGAAGUUGUUAUGUUUAGAUGUCCAAGUUGUCAAUUGAAUCUUGUCAGAUUGUAUCAAUAUUAUGUUGAUCAUGAUUUGGAUUUCAAAAAAGUUAAGUUUGACAAUAGAGGCUGA
Messenger RNA from Hansenula ciferrii, 1092 nucleotides. Its product is annotated as E3 ubiquitin-protein ligase. The coding region runs from base 1 to 1092 and encodes 363 amino acids. Lineage: Eukaryota; Fungi; Ascomycota; Saccharomycetes; Phaffomycetales; Wickerhamomycetaceae. The record is from RefSeq and is a predicted model, not a curated record. The transcript has 2 exons.